This is a messenger RNA of Rotaria socialis, 423 nucleotides long. NCBI's taxonomy places the organism in Eukaryota, Metazoa, Rotifera, Eurotatoria, Philodinida, Philodinidae. The record is from the annotation of a GenBank genome assembly.
AUGAUGCAAAAACGACCGUUUACGGUAAUGUUACGCGUGUUUACGGUGGUCCAUUUUGAUCGACAUGGAAAAUGGGGAAAUUACUUGUUUCAAAUCAACAAAGUCCUCAAUGAUGCGCUUAAAAACGUAUCUGAUGAUGAUAAGGACGACGGCGAUGAUGAACAUGAGCAUUUAACUAGUGAUAAUCGCACGCUGUCUCAUGUUAGAACUGCAGAUCGAUUUGUAUCUUCGCCGUUCGUUUACCCAUCAUUUGAAAAAAAUGUUGCAACAGCGGGCUCAUUUCAAUUUCCUAAUAAUGAAAAUGUUUCGAUUAAAACUCAAAUAAAAGAAUUUACUUUGCAAUGGGCUGCAGGAGCUGUACCAGACAAUGAAUAUUUUCCUACAAUGAAACAUUUGUUAGUGUUGGCUGAAGCCGAUAAAUGA